CUCGUUGCAACUCUCGGCGCGAAAUCAACCUCCAAGAAGAUCAAUCGCAAGGCCAUACAAGAUGUCGAUGUACCAGAAGCAUGUCGGACCAUCAUAAAUCCGGCGGCCCCGAUGGCUUUGCGUCUGCAGGGCAACUUGUUGUAUGGCGUCUCUCGUGUGUAUCUUCAGCAGUGCGGUUAUGUUCUUUCUGAUGCGCAGAAUAUGUAUAAUUCGAUGCAUCUGAUGUUGCGGUCGGUUGAGGGCGCAGCCUUAGAUCCACACGCUGGCAAAGCCAGGCCAGAUCAGCUCAUUUUGCAAGAUGAUCCAUCGUUCCUUCCCGAGUUCGCAAUGCCGCCGCCGGAACUCCUCGCAGAAUUGGAGCGUGGUCCUAUGCUUCCUCCACUACGUACGACGGGCGAGUCACAAUCGUUAACCCCGUUCGAAUUCCAACAGGAACAGGAUCCUUCUACUCCAGGUCCAGCCGUAGGACUCAUUCUCCCUACAUCAUCAUCCGUCGGCCCCGAUGGGCUUGUGCUCCAAGGCAAUGGCCGCAGCAGCAUCGGUGGUCAGGUGGCUGUCGACGACAUGAUAGUACCAGAUGCGCCGGACUUCACGUUCGAUGAGAAUGGCGAGUUCGUUGACCUAAUCGAAACGAAUCUCAAUGUGGGAACCCCAGCAGCUCCAGGAGGGGGUACAGUGCACAGCGAUGCAGGAGCAAGCGCCAAAGUGAGGCAAGAUCAUGAAGACGGUCUACGCGAGCGAGAUCAGGUAAUCGACAAUCAAAUGGACAUCGAUUUCCCCAUGUUCGAGGACGAUCUGCCUGAAGGCGAGGCCUUCCCUACAGGCGGCGGCAGUCUACAAGAUCAGCCCUCAGAAGUAGUAGAGUCAUCAGAUACAGUUGUUGCCCCCAUCCGCCGCAAGAAGCGCACGGCACGAGUCCUUAAUAACGAUACCACGAUGGAGCUUCGAAACAAAGAGCUUGCUGACUGGAAUGCCAAUUACUUGACCAACAUGAAAGAGGCUUCCAAGCACAAGAACCAGUAUCGAAUCAAUCAGCUCGCAAAGAAGAAUGCCGAAUUCUGGCUGUGGGGCUCCGGUAUUGGUGGCAUUGCAGCUCGCAUGCAAGGGAUCAAUGGCCCUACACCCUUUGAUCGAUUUAUUGGCAACAAUCUCUUCGAGCUCUUCACUGGUGUGAGUCGCAAGGGUGGUGCGCGUUCGAAGCGUGAUCGUGACAGCGGCAUCGAUGAAGCUACGCAAGAAGAAUCGCGCCGCGUGCGCCAGCGGACGGAUGAGCUCGAGGAAGAGGUUGGACGUGGUCAAAAAGAUGAGGGCUUGUUUAUCUUUGGAGGCGACGAUGUCGAGCUGCCACGAGAGGAACAGCCACCUCUCGAUGACCAGCGACGCUUCUCAGAAAUGCCCUGGAACAUCACCGCAUCUGUGCGCGGCUCUUCUGCUGUCCCUCUGAGCGGUAAGUCUUUACAGUGUCGCAAUGCCCGCAUGAUCUCCGAGUCGCCACUUCAUCGCCGCAGUCAUCCAGGUGGACUGGAUGCUCUGAAAUUCUUGGACGAUGCGGAAGGCGAUCUUGGAGACCUGGGUGAAGACGACUAUGGCGUCGCAGGCCCAGGCAUCAGCUCAGACAUGCCCGAAGCCAUGUUUGCCGGACCGGAUUCGCGCGUUCGAGAAGCUCCGACUGCGGAGGGCGGAAACUUCUUGAUCUUUGUCGCCGACGCCAUUCACGAGAAGCGCAACCGCAUCGAUCUGGACAUUGCUCCGGGGUCAGGUUCGCAUGCCGAUACUGCCACUGUUGUAGAUGAGGUCUCCUUCGACGAGGUCGUUCCGCUCAAUACGAACAACAAGUUUAUCGCAUCCCAAGCUCUCAUGAUGACUCUUACGCUGGGAACGAAGGGCUUGCUCGACGUUCGUCAGGGUGAACACUUUGCUGACAUCAAUCUGAGUCUUACGGAGAAGGGAAAGGCCCAGGUAGAAAUGCCGCCACAGGCAGAGAAUUAA
Paraphaeosphaeria sporulosa is the source of this 1989-nucleotide messenger RNA. RefSeq lists its product as uncharacterized. Gene Ontology annotation, cellular component: synaptonemal complex; cohesin complex. The transcript is spliced from 6 exons. Gene Ontology annotation, biological process: synaptonemal complex assembly; replication-born double-strand break repair via sister chromatid exchange; mitotic sister chromatid cohesion. The annotation marks the transcript as partial. The record is from RefSeq and is a predicted model, not a curated record. Gene Ontology annotation, molecular function: chromatin binding; protein binding. Lineage: Eukaryota; Fungi; Ascomycota; Dothideomycetes; Pleosporales; Didymosphaeriaceae.